AUGGAAAACAAAUUCGAAGGUGUAAAUUCUGAUUCAACUUCAUCUUCAUCAUCAUCGAAUUGUGGGUUUAAGGUUAAAAGAAGUAGGGGUAAUGAAGAAGAUGAAGUUAGUUUUAAGAAGGCGAAAUUUGUAUUGCCCGAAGGGUUUCUUGAACCACUUGAUGAUCAGGAAAUAUUAGCACCACUUCCAUUAUCCGUCAGGAUGCCUGAUUCUGGCAAAACUAUUCAAUUCUCAGUUCCACCUUUACCGUACAGUAAGCAGUUUUGGAAGGCAGGGGACUACGAAGAUAUUGCAUCAACCCGCAGAGGAGGCGGCGCCACCACUUUAAUCGAGGGCAUGGAUCAUGUCAGAGUGCAUCCGAGGUUUCUGCACUCCAAUGCCACAAGUCAUAAGUGGGUUCUUGGUGCGGUUGCAGAACUGCUCGAUAAUUCAAUAGACGAGGUGAGCAAUGGUGCUACUUACUGCAAUAUUGAUGUGCGAUUGAAUAAGAAAGAUGGUUCCAGGAUGUUGGUGGUGGAAGAUAAUGGCGGUGGCAUGUCUCCAGAAAGAAUGCGACACUGUAUGUCUCUCGGGUAUUCUGCAAAAAGUAAAUUGGCGAAUACGAUUGGUCAGUAUGGGAAUGGUUUUAAGACUAGUACAAUGAGGUGUGGAGCUGAUGUUAUUGUGUUUUCGCGGUGUCCUGGAAAAGAUGGAAGAAGCGCUACUCAAAGCAUUGGGCUGCUGUCUUACACAUUCCUGACAAGCACUGGCAAGGAGGAUAUUGUAGUUCCCAUGCUUGAUUAUCAAUGGGAAGGGAAUCAAUGGAGCAGGAUAUCUUCGCCUUCAGUCGAUUCGAAGAAGAAUGUUGAAACAAUAGUGCAGUGGUCUCCUUACGUAAGUGAAGCCGAUCUUUUGCAGCAGUUCAAUUUGAUUAAAGAUCAAGGUACUCGGAUAAUCAUAUACAAUCUUUGGCAAGAUGAGGCCGGUGAUCUCGAGCUUGAUUUCGAAUCUGAUGUUCAUGACAUUCAAAUUAGAGGCGUCGACAGAGACGAAAAGAAGAUACAAAUGGCAAAGGAUUAUCCUAAUUCCAGAAUCUUUUUAACUUACACACAUUCAUUGAGGAGUUACUCUUCCAUUCUGUAUCUCAGGCGUCCACCAGGCUUUCGGAUCAUUUUGCGCGGUAAGGAUGUCGUGCACCACAACCUUGUGGAUGAUAUGAUAAAGAAAAAAGAUGUCAAUUACAAACCAACUGGUGUUGACAGUGCUGAGGUGAACGCAAAUAAGGGAGUGCUAGGAAAAAUGGGGUUCCAUAAGGAUGCGGAAGCACAUCUUGACAUCCAGGGGUUCAAUGUGUAUCACAGGAACAGACUAAUCAAGGCAUUCUGGAGAGUCUGGAACGCUGCAUCAAGUGGAGGCCGUGGGGUUAUAGGUCAGCUGGAAGCUAACUUUGUCAAGCCAGCACAUGACAAGCAAGAUUUUGAGCGAACCGUCGUGCUUUCGAGACUGGAGACGAAAUUAAUGAAUUUGCAGAAAAGUUACUGGAAUGAGAACAAACGUUAUAUUGGUUAUGUUGACUUGAAAGUGAACGAUACGCCGGUAAAAGGGAAAUCACCAACUCGACCUGACUUGUCGAAUUCCAACUCUCCGGCCAAGGAGAUUCCAACCCCAGAUAUGGAGAAGUGUAACACCCAGGCUAAAAGAGAGACACAAAGAUCUAUGAAUAAUAUGGGUACAAGAACUGUCGAGAAUGGAAAAGAACCAGUUGUCAAUCACAAGGAGAAGCCAGUUGAGCAGAACUUGGCCAAGAAUGUAAUUUAUGCAAAAGAAUCAGGUGUCUGUCAGAUGGAGAAGCCAGUUGUGCAGAACUUGGCUGCAAAAAGAAAUGAAGAAGUAGCUGAUUCGGGUACGACUUACGUGGAUAAUAAUCGCAAAAGGAAGAACAGAGAAGAGCAUACAAGCGAACCGAGCGAUAUGAAUUGUAAACGAGUCAGUGCUAGAGUGCCUGAAGAUCAAAUAAAGGUACCUCCCCAGGCAUAUGCAGCUCUUGUACGUGAAUUGCAAGUAGAGAAUCGUGAAUUGAAAGAGAGGAUUAAAGAACUCGAGGAGAAGCACCAAGAGAAAUGCCGAUCCUUGGAAGCUCAACUUGCAGAAUCAAAGGAGAAGUUUGAGGAACUGAACAAAGAGCAAGAGGCGCUUAUUGAAAUAUUUGCAGAGGAAAGGACUCGACGAGAUGCUGCAGAAGAAAACUUUAAGAACAAAUUGAAGGAUGCAUCUAAAACCAUACAUGAGCUGCAGGACAAGCUUUCCAGUUUUGAGAAGAACCAGUAA
This is a messenger RNA of Papaver somniferum (opium poppy), 2307 nucleotides long. Its product is annotated as protein MICRORCHIDIA 7-like. Gene Ontology annotation, molecular function: ATP hydrolysis activity. The record is from RefSeq and is a predicted model, not a curated record. The transcript has a single exon. Gene Ontology annotation, cellular component: nucleus. The coding region runs from base 1 to 2307 and encodes 768 amino acids. Lineage: Eukaryota; Viridiplantae; Streptophyta; Magnoliopsida; Ranunculales; Papaveraceae.